Mycena indigotica is the source of this 627-nucleotide messenger RNA. RefSeq lists its product as uncharacterized. Gene Ontology annotation, cellular component: Sec62/Sec63 complex. Gene Ontology annotation, biological process: post-translational protein targeting to membrane, translocation. The transcript is spliced from 4 exons. Lineage: Eukaryota; Fungi; Basidiomycota; Agaricomycetes; Agaricales; Mycenaceae. The record is from RefSeq and is a predicted model, not a curated record. The coding region runs from base 1 to 627 and encodes 208 amino acids.
AUGGCUGGGUCAUCGACUUCCGUCCUGGUUCCCGUUCUCUACAUGGUUAUUAUUCUCGGCGGACUGGGAACUUUCUCUAUGAUAUACCGGAGGAAAUCGGCUGCAAAGUCACUCCCGCCAUACUUCCCGACUCACGCAGAGCGUAAUGUCUAUGUCACCCUCCUCCAAAAGACCGAUCCACCCGCCUCCGAUGCUCUUCUCAAGUCCGCCCUUGUUCGACGAGCGAUGACAGACGUGCAACGUGUCCUCCGACUUCGUGAAGACAAACCGGCAUUACAGAAUCUCCUCCAAAAAGGGUCUAUUGGCGAAGACUUGUGGAACAGUUUACUGGCUGCGGAGAAGGAAAUCGAGGCGGAAGUCAUGGAGGUCGUCGCGGAGGCCAACUCUUUCGUUGAGGGCUGGGGUCAAAUCAUCUUCCCAACCGCAAAUGAAAUGAUCGCCAAUGAGAAGAUGAGAACGCUCUACGAGUCUUCGGAAAAUCUCAAAAGCUCUCUUUCUCUGAAGUACAACGUACCAAAACCUGGUUUAGCGACAUUGGCUGCUCCCUCGACGAAUGGCAAUGCCGACAGCGACACUGAAUCCGGACCACGAUCACCUUCCAAACAAAAGGCUAAAAAGCGAAAGUAG